Messenger RNA from Papaver somniferum (opium poppy), 1095 nucleotides. Its product is annotated as probable aquaporin TIP-type. Gene Ontology annotation, biological process: transmembrane transport; water transport. Gene Ontology annotation, molecular function: water channel activity. The coding region runs from base 107 to 859 and encodes 250 amino acids. Gene Ontology annotation, cellular component: plant-type vacuole membrane. The record is from RefSeq and is a predicted model, not a curated record. Lineage: Eukaryota; Viridiplantae; Streptophyta; Magnoliopsida; Ranunculales; Papaveraceae. The transcript is spliced from 3 exons.
GGCCUCUCGUUAAGAAAGUCUAUAACGCAUUCAACAAAUUCUCAUCUCCUCUGAUCUCACUCUCUGAAAUUCGCUCACUCUAAAAAAUAAUCUUUGAGGUUUAAAAAUGGUGAAGAUCACAGUUGGAAGCAUUGGUGAUUCUUUCAGUGUUGCGUCACUGAAAGCUUACUUGGCUGAAUUCAUUGCCACCCUUCUUUUUGUUUUUGCUGGUGUUGGUUCUGCCCUUGCUUACAGCAAAGUCUCAUCUGAUGCCUCAUUAGAUGCUGCUGGUCUCCUUGCCAUAGCCUUGGCACACGCAUUCGCACUGUUUGUUGGGGUUUCAAUGGCAGCCAAUAUUUCAGGUGGUCACUUAAACCCAGCUGUUACCUUUGGAUUAGCUGUUGGAGGUCACAUCACCGUUAUUACUGGCCUCUUCUACUGGAUUGCCCAAUUACUCGGCUCCGUCGCAGCUUGUUUCCUCCUUAAGUUUGUCACUGAUGCCAAGGCCAUCCCAACUCAUGGUGUUGCAUCUGGUGUGUCUGCCUUCGGCGGUGUCCUAUUUGAGAUCAUCAUCACCUUCGGAUUAGUAUACACUGUCUACGCCACCGCUGCUGAUCCCCAGAAGAAAUCUCUAGGAACAAUUGCCCCAAUUGCAAUUGGUUUCAUCGUUGGUGCCAACAUUCUUGCCGCUGGUCCAUUCAGUGGUGGAUCAAUGAACCCAGCUCGUUCAUUUGGCCCUGCUGUGGCUAGCGGUAACUUUGACGGAAACUGGAUUUACUGGGUCGGCCCACUUAUUGGAGGAGGUCUUGCCGGUUUGAUCUACGGUGAUGUUUUCAUUGGAUCUUACUCUGCUCUCCCAGCAGCUGAAGACUACGCUUAAGAAUAAGGUCUGUUUCUAUUAGGAUGAUGAGUUUCAGGUUGGGGCUUGUUGGUUUGGUUAUCUUCAUUCAAAAGCAAUAAGUGUACAUAUAUCUGUACGUACUUUGUUUCUUCAUUCUGAAUUGAGUCAAUCUCCAUUUGUACUGCUUUUAUGUUUGGAUGUUUGUGUAAGCGAUGCUUUAAUUUCCUUUUAAUUUGUGAUGAAUGAAAAUUUUAGACUUGAUGAAGUGUUUGGUA